GCAAAACUGUAUAAACUGUUGCGCUGGAAAUUCUCAACACGAGGAAUUUCAGUUGAUUUCAGACCGUGUUUUCAGACGGAACGUCUCUUGUAUUAAACCAAAUCAAAAACAACAACAAACCAUUAAAAAUGGAACUGAAUAUGAGCUCACUAAACACAACAGCACCGGAAAAGGAAACGGCGAACAACACGUUGACGUUCGUCAUCGGUUUCGGCAUCUUAAUCCUGUUCCUGGUGAUGGGAAUCGCGGCCAGCGCCUUCCUCUGCCUGACCCUGAAAAAAGAUUCGUACCUGUGGGAGAGCGAGAUCAAUCGUCAGUUACAAGAACAAUCGAAUGAAAUCGGAGAGACGUUCAAGGAGCGCGACAAAUCAAUCGGCGACGACAAAAUUAAUGGACAGGAGUGCAGCCAAGUGUAGUGUUUAUCCCGACGGGGCUUUUUUGUCAGUAAUAAUGUUUGUCGGUUAAGGACGAUGUGUGUUUUUCAAUAUGCUUGUCUUGAUUCGUGGGGAUUUUAUUGGUUUCGUGGGGUGUGUGAGAUAUAAAGGUUGUUCAAUAUGGCUGCGACAUUGCGGACACACUGAAGUCGUGUGAAUUCAGCUUAACUGUCUUUAAUUAAUGUAAUUGACCGAGACAAAUAUAUUUUCAGUUCAGUCUACUGUAAAAUUAAUUAUAUUGAAUAAAUACAUAAUUAAUUAAAUUGAAAAAUUAAAUAAAAUUAAUAAUAAAAAAUGCCGCCAUCUGUUAAUUAGUAGUUGAAUUAGAAUAUAUGUCAAUCAAUAAUUUUUAAAAAAAUUACAUUUUUGAUCAAGUACUCCAUGUAAUCACUACUAUAACAAAAUAAAAUCAGUUUUAACCAAUCAAACGUGCAUUAAUAUGAUUUUUUAAGCAAGAGCAUUUAAACUUAUUUUUAAGCUUACCCUGUAAAAAAUGUUUGCCAGAAGAUUGUGAGAUUGGCCAGUCUAUGAAUCAAAGCCAGGACACGAUGGACCAGUCCCGGCCAGAGAACAGUUUCCACUAUCACAUGCACCACGUGUGCACGUGCCAAGGUGGAGGCAGUCCCUGCGCCGCGGUCCACUCGAUCUUUCCGCAGCCCCAAUACUAUCCGCACCCAGUGGGCUACCGCCCUCCGGUGCCGCAUCUGAUGCCGUUCCCGCCGGCCGCGCCGCGCCCCUACCUCCAGCAUUAUCAGUACACGCAGUUCAACGUGGGCGGCCAGUACCCGGUGCCGAUGGCGGUGCCGCAGGGUGUCUACGGGAACGUGACGCAGUCCCACGUAGCGGUCUCCCAGUCAGGCGCCGCAGAGAUGAUGUUGGCCGCCGCGCAGCGUGACAGGAGAGAUGCGCAGGAAGAGGACGAGGUCACGCCUCCGGCUAAUGAACUACUCCUACCUGAUAACUGCGAGGAGACGAUCAAUGAGAAUUUCGUCAAGUUUUUGGAGCGCAGCUGCUUGACGGCGGAACAGAUCGCUUACAGGAACAGGAAUCGGCCGUGCUUUAGAAACAUUCAAAAUUUAUGCAUCAGAACUCGUUCAGAAAUACUUAAACCAUGCACUACCGUUUCCAACAUCCACUCGCAAGGUAUUCCUUGGGCCACCAAAGACUUUAUAUACGCUUUUGUGCGUCUAACAAACUGCUGGCACAUCCUCAAAGGUUACUGGGAGAACAGAGACGGGUCGAGCUUGGGUAAAAUCGAAAAAGAACUUACGCCUGAGUUUAGAGCUUGCUAUUUGCGUUGGGAAAAAGAGACGAUCGAUCUUUCAGCCCAGUUGACAAGAAUCUUUUACAAUCUGGACACGAAUUUGAAUUCAUCGAGUACAAUGGGCGUUAAUGGUAAUAACACUCCACCACAGGAAGGAAUGCAUGUGAAUAUUUUAAAGAGUCCCGGUUCAGAAAUGGCGUUCAAAAAGCCCGGUGAUAGCGAAACUGCCACCACAUCGCCUGUGACUUCCAACAAUUCCAUUAAAAAUGUCAGAGGCAUUUUGCAUCUACCUUCCCUUCCUAGCGAGACCAUCGACCAAGUUAAGGGUUUCGGCGAUUUUUGCAAAGAGGAGGAGUUUUGCUCUGAAGAGGACGACAGAAGAUUGUACAUGAAACCAGGCAGUUACUACAUUCCGAAAAAGCCUAAUGAAAAUCACAGCCCUAGGGCCAUAGAAUUUUUGGGAACGGCCCAAAACAUCAACAAAGCAAACAACGUUAACGAGAAAUACUGGAUCAACGUCGGUAAUCGUAAGUCCGUCCCGAACAUGGAACCGAACCAGGACGAGUUCGACAAACAGGAUGCGACGGAACAGGAGUUGAACUUGUCGUCUCACAUCAACGUGCACGAAUGGUUAACCAACAACAAUUUUACGCAGUUCGGUACGGAUGUGGGCUCGCAGACUCAACGUCAGGAGAUGUGUCCUUUCUUCUUGGACCCCGGGGUGCAGUUCGAAGGUAUGGCGCCUCCGCCAAUGGAUGCCGAGCCCAAAUGUCAGAUAACGGUUUUGCAACGUAACCCGGCGGUGAGCGGCAACGGCAUCACCCCCAUACACGCUAGAAAGUUCAAAAAGAGGAAGGAGGUGGUCAUCGAGCCGCAACGUUGCUGCACCGUGUACGAGAACGAAAACGGGAUUACUGACAUUAGCACUGCUAUUUUGGAGAAGAUUGUUAUCGAUAUCAUGGAUGUAUUCCUGUCGGAUGGACUUUUCGCACAAACCAAAGUUUGUAGUGAGUUUUCUCCUUUGGCUGACAUGGAUAUGAUUUUGAAGAAAGUUAGGGGACAUGAUUAUAUUUAUGUUAACGAAGUUGUGAGAGAUUUACGCUACGUCAUUCACUAUUCAGCCUAUCUGUACAAACAUGUGGACAAUAAGGAAGCGAUAUUAAACCAUAAACUUGAUAUGUUGCUUAAGGAUAAUAUCCCCGAUGCCGAUUUUCAGGAUAUUAAGGGAGAUUUAAAGGAAGUUGUUGGUCCAAUAAGACUAAGAUUGAAUUAUGACCCUGAUGGAGAUUAUGUUUAAUGAACUUUGAUAUUUACACUAAUUUUAUACCAUUAGCGUUCACGUACCUAAGUACAAUUAAUUUCGAGUUUGACUCUUUGAAAUUACUGUAUUAAGGAAAAUAUAAGUUUUACUUAUAUAUCCAAUAUAUGUUAUUCAGACUGUUUUGAUUUCAUUCUGAUUAAGAAAUUAUUCAAAAACAUUGUUCAUUGUAUUAAUUAUAAAUCAUAGAUGAAUAUUAUUGUACAUUUUGGAUUUGUUAGGAAAUAUUGAAAUUUGGGUAUAAAAUAAAAAAUAUCAUUUCAUAAUAUUUUAUUUUAUAUUAUUUGUUAGUAUUUAGAUAAAUUAUCCAUAUUGUGCAUUCACUGUUUAAACUGUUCUAUAACUUCAACAAUAUCCUUUAUAAUUUUGGCAGUAUUAUUUUUUAAUAGGUAUUUACA
Molecule: messenger RNA, 3414 nt
Organism: Aethina tumida (small hive beetle)
Lineage: Eukaryota; Metazoa; Arthropoda; Insecta; Coleoptera; Nitidulidae
Exons: 9
Coding region: 962-2995 (677 amino acids)
Source: RefSeq, a predicted model, not a curated record